AAAAAAAAAAGGCACGCGGAAUGUCACGUCGAGGACCGUAAAAAGGCACUGGUGUUUCGCUUCCGUGGUUGGAUCCAGGGCGCUUCACCUUCUGGUGGUGACGGCCUUCUUCACGACCCGUUGGUACGUGUUCCUCACGUGGAUGCACAAGAGCAUACCCGUGUUCCUGUCGGCGGCGCUGUCCAUCCUGACCGCGCUAGCAGCCGCCGCUGUCACCGCCUGGGACAGUGCGCCGGGCAUCCUGGCCAAGUGCUUCGCCGAGGUGUUCGUCCAGUACUUGAGGGCCGAGAACCUGGCCCUGUCGGCCGCUGCCCAUGGCCAGGUGUUGGUCGUCGGUGCAGGAGGAAGGAGCGAUGACCUUCGCACUGUGCUGACCCAUUGCCGGGCUAACGUGGAAGCCGUGUUACGUAUGGUUGGAGCUGCUCAAGGGCUCUUGGGAACCCUGCUGCUGUUGUCCUUCGGCGCCAACAUGGGUGUCGUUUGUGCCGUGCUCUACUCUCUGACCGACUCCUCGACGCCGACUGGCCUAAUCAUGUCCGGCAUCCUGUAUUCCAGCCUGAACUUCGCUGACGCGUUAGAUGUCGCAUUUGCCUCAGAAUCGCUCGCAAACGAGGUGGCCGAGAUGAAGUGGACACUGCGGUCUCUACCCUUUCAGGGCCAACCGGAUGAAUUCGCAAAAGACGUACGGUCUUUUCACGAAAUCCUGGACCCGUCCGCCAUGUUUCUGAGAGCCCAUGGUUUCUUCCGUGUAAACAUGGCGCAGAUGAUUUCGCGGAGCUGUUCAAGCCGACCGUGUAGAGCGAACAGAAAUGUGGGCCGACCCUGGCGGUAGUGCAGAAAGGGUCCAAGCGGAAUGGCACAUACCCCUGUGAACUAGCGAAGGUGUUUAAGCUCGAGGAUGGUGCGACUUGGUAGUGCUUAGCCUAGCCCA
Molecule: messenger RNA, 931 nt
Organism: Dermacentor silvarum
Lineage: Eukaryota; Metazoa; Arthropoda; Arachnida; Ixodida; Ixodidae
Gene: Gr64c
Exons: 5
Coding region: 143-832 (229 amino acids)
Biological process (GO): sensory perception of taste; detection of chemical stimulus involved in sensory perception of taste
Cellular component (GO): membrane
Molecular function (GO): taste receptor activity
Source: RefSeq, a predicted model, not a curated record